AUGGAUGAAGAAGGCAACAUCACCAGCCUUGAGGCUGCGUUACCAGCAGGUGGAACACGAAUUCUUCAGUUUGUAGAAGACAGAAUACAGACUACUAUGCUGACCGGAAUUGCAAUUGGAGCUGCAGUCGCCUUAUUACUUAUAGCGAUUGUUGUGUUUGUCGUCUACAGAAGAGUGAAACAAUCUAAACAACUUCAGCCACGUGUGCCUCAGUACAGGUUUCGCAAGCGAGACAAAGUGAUGUUCUAUGGGCGGAAGAUCAUGAGAAAGGUUACAACUCUUCCAGACUCUCUGGUUGGGAACACCAUGCCUCGCCAAAGGAUGCGGAAGCGGGCAAAAGUUUUAUCUUUGGCUAAAAGGAUUCUGCGUAUUAAGAAGGAGCGUCCAACUCUACAGCCAAAAGAGCCACCUCCCUCUUUGCUAGAGGCAGAUCUGACUGAAUUCGAUGUAAAGAAUUCCCAUUUGCCAUUGGAAGUCCUAUACAUGCUUAAAAAUGUUAGGGUCCUUGGCCACUUUGAGAAACCUCUUUUCCUGGAACUGUGCAAGCACAUGGUUUUUGUGCAAUUGCAUGAAGGUGAAUACAUCUUUCGUCCUGGGCAGCUGGAUAACAGCAUCUACGUUGUGCAGGACGGCAAGCUGGAAGUUUGCAUUCAAGAAAGUGAUGGAACAGAAGUGGUUGUUAAGGAGGUGCUGGCAGGAGACAGCGUCCACAGCCUUCUCAGCAUUCUUGAUGUUAUCACGGGUCACCCUGCUCCCUAUAAAACGGUCUCAGCCCGAGCAGCCAUUCCGUCCACUAUAUUGCGACUUCCAGCAAGUGCCUUUCAAGAUGUCUUCCAGAAAUAUCCUGAAACUCUUGUUAGAGUGGUACAGAUCAUCAUGGUAAGGCUGCAGAGAGUGACAUUCCUCGCUUUGCACAACUACCUUGGUCUGACUACUGAGCUCUUCAACUGUCAGAGCCAAGCCAUCCCACUCAUCUCUGUGGCAAGUGUAACAUCUGGAGGAAGUUCGAGCAAAGCAGUGAAAAGACAAGUGUCUAAUGUAUCAGAGGAAGAUCGUGCAGAAAAGUUUGAAAAGGCUGGGGAAGCACAGGAAAUAGAUACGUUGAAGAUUUCUGGUACAGAAAACUCUGAACAUGUUUUCAGAAGAAGCCUUUCUGCACCUCCCUGUGCAGGGUCUGCAGAGGCUUCUAAUAAUUCCAGUGGUGCAAAGUCAGACAUGGACAUGGCAUAUGAAAGAGCCAGAGUGCACUUUGGCUUGGAGGACACCGCCAGCAGUCCUGUUGUGGGCAAGUCAAUAUUGAAGAAGACUGUGACAGUGACAGAAACUCCUUCAGCCGUUUUCCAUUACAGUGCUGUGCAAGAUUCCUGUAGUAGCAAAUACACUGAUGCCAUCAUUGAAGCAGCAAAGAAAGACCUUUCCACCUUGAUGAAACUCGAUGAUCCUUCGUUGUUGAAUGGGAAAGUGACACUGCAUCAGGUUACUGCUGGGACUGUGCUAUCGAGGCAAGGAGAUCAGGAUGUUAAUAUUCGCUUUGUGGUCUCGGGGAUGCUUCACGUGUACCAAUGGAAGGUAGACUCGGAAGAGGACACCUGUCUGUUCAUUACCCAUCCAGGAGAACUUGUAGGCCAGCUCGCUGUCCUGACUGGGGAACCACUGAUUUUCACCAUCAAGGCCAAUCGGGACUGCAGCUUCCUGUCUAUUUCCAAGUCCCAUUUCUAUGAGAUAAUGCGGGAGCAGCCAAGCGUAAUUCUCGGUGUGGCCCAUACUGUUGUGAAGAGAAUGUCCCCAUUUGUUAGGCAAAUUGACUUUGCCCUGGAUUGGAUGGAGGUUGAGGCUGGACGAGCUGUUUACAGGCAGGGUGACAAGUCAGACUGCACGUACAUUGUGUUGAAUGGUCGACUUCGCUCAGUCAUACGGAUGGAUGAUGGAAAAAAGCACCUGACGGGUGAAUAUGGCCGAGGAGACUUAAUUGGAGUGGUAAGAGCCAUUACAAACAAACCAAAAAGCCCUGCGCAAUGCUCUUUUGUGAUACGG
Molecule: messenger RNA, 2034 nt
Organism: Fulmarus glacialis (Northern fulmar)
Lineage: Eukaryota; Metazoa; Chordata; Aves; Procellariiformes; Procellariidae
Product: patatin-like phospholipase domain-containing protein 7
Exons: 19
Cellular component (GO): cytosol
Molecular function (GO): DNA-binding transcription factor activity
Source: RefSeq, a predicted model, not a curated record